ACAAACUGUACACACGCACAACAACGAUAUUCUUAUAGCAGUUUAGGUCAUGACUAAUAUUACUACGCCUCUAAUUAUUAUUAUUAACAGUACGGCUGAUGUUAGCGCUAAGAAAACCCUUAGCCGCCGAAUAAUGUAGUACGCAUGCGCGGAUGGUGUGAGGAUGCCGCUGUCACAUCCCCAGUGUGCAUAUAACCAUGGAGAUGUAUAUUCCUGGAGAGCGGUCUGAGCUCUGAGGAUGGAGGGACACAAUUCCACAUCUACAUCUCACUCCUCUAAUGUCAGGUCAUGCAAGGAGAAGCCAGGAAGGACUUUGGACUUCAGUCAGAAGAAACCUCCACAAAGGCUACAUAAUAAUAGUGUUUGUGGACAAAAGACUUUGGGAAGAAAUUGUGGAACAUCAGAGAGUGCUCCUGUCAUUUCACAAGUCCGAAAAAUACAAAUCCCCAAGUCUAUGAAGGAUGCAUCCUUUCUUAAGCACCCAGAUCUGACUAUGGGACAGAAGCGGUACUUAUGCAGCAUUGCCAAAAUCUACAGCACCAGCAACAUGAGAGCCAUACUUGAAAAUCAGCUGCAGUCACAGAUAAGAUGUGGCUCAAGAAAAGCACAUUUGAACCGUAAAACUUCAGGGAAAUUAAAGGAUGGAACAAAGGAUCAUUGCACAAGAUCACAAAUGAACCAUUGGGAAACCAAAAGUAAAUCAUGCAUUGCUGGAAUAGAAGAUAACAUUUCUAGAAUGGAAGAAACAUCAGUCAUAGAAGACACACAGCAGGCCAUUGCUAUCUCUUCAGAUUCUGCACUAACCAUUGAGGAAACCACAAGUCAAUGGAUCCAGUCACUUUCAGUGAAUGAUGACAAUUGUGAACAGUAAACUGCUGAAUACAAGACAAUCAUUCAAGCACAAGUAUAUGUUUUGUAAGAAUAUCAUUAAUGGACAAAAAUUGUGGCUGUGUGAAACUGGGCACUUAUAAAGUCUGUUAGGUGCUGGUAUUGAUAGCUGUCGAGUAGCUGUAAUAUUUGCCUCACCAGCUUAGGCUGCCACUUGAGCACUAGGUGCACCCAAUAUUUUGUGUAACCUUGCUUUAUGCUGCUUUGAUAUUUUUCUAUAUGGGGAGCCAUUCACAUGAAAUGAGUUCUGGCUUUUUAAACACUUCCACAUAUGUAGCUAACAUCAGAAUUAAGUUACUUGACUAAAUCUUGCAGACUGAUUGCUCCUUUUAGGCACUGGUGUAUAAGGCUUUAUGGUGAAAGCCUCUAUUUACUAACUGUUGAUAAUGACAAUUUGAAUGUUUGAAUCGGUGUGCAAAAAUAAAUUAUUUUUGCCAAAUUUA
Molecule: messenger RNA, 1331 nt
Organism: Rana temporaria (common frog)
Lineage: Eukaryota; Metazoa; Chordata; Amphibia; Anura; Ranidae
Gene: FAM216A
Product: family with sequence similarity 216 member A
Exons: 7
Coding region: 239-871 (210 amino acids)
Source: RefSeq, a predicted model, not a curated record